Molecule: messenger RNA, 3201 nt
Organism: Anthostomella pinea
Lineage: Eukaryota; Fungi; Ascomycota; Sordariomycetes; Xylariales; Xylariaceae
Source: the annotation of a GenBank genome assembly
AUGGCGACAGUCCCAAUACCACAGCCGCCUGGCUGGCCACUCGUUGGCAACAUCACCGACGUCGAUCCUGAAGCCCCCAUCCUUUCAAUCCAACAUCUGGCGUCACAAUAUGGCGAAAUUCUGUCCCUUACCAUGUUCGGCAAGCGGCGGAUCUUCAUAUCCUCCCACAAACUGCUCAAUGAGGUCUGCGACGAGAAACGCUUCGGCAAGUUGGUGGCUGCCAACCUGGAACAGCUGCGUCACGGCACCCACGAUGGCUUGUUCACGGCCCAGAACUACGAGGAGAACUGGCAUUUGGCACAUCGAAUCCUUGUUCCUGCUUUCGGGCCCUUGAACAUUACCGGCAUGUUCGACGAUAUGAAGGAUAUUGCGAGCCAGCUUGUGCUCAAAUGGGCACGAUACGGCGGAGACUACGUUAUCCCAACCACCGACGACUUCACUCGUCUAACACUGGAUACACUAGCCCUUUCUGCCAUGGACUAUCGAUUCAACAGCUUUUAUACUGACGAUAUGCAUCCAUUCAUUGAAGCGAUGACCCGCUUCCUGAAAGGUGGUGGUGCUCGAGCUCAGCGGCCGUCUUACCUGGCUUCAUUCUUCCGAGCGCAAGACCGGCAGUUCUUCGAAGAUAUUGAGUACAUGCGCACUCUUAGCAGGGAGAUUGUGGAAAAGCGAAUCCAGCAUCCGACGGAAAGCAAGGAUCUGCUGAACGCCAUGGUCAACGGCAAAGAUCCCAAGACUGGCAAGACGCUGAGUAACGAGACUAUCAUUGACAACAUGAUCACGUUCCUGAUCGCCGGACACGAGACGACGAGCGGCCUACUCAGCUUUCUGUUCUACUACCUGCUCAAGAACCCCGAGGCUUACCGCAAGGCCCAGGCUGAAGUGGAUGAAGUGAUUGGCAGUGAGAGCAUACAAGCUCAUCACGUUAACGAGCUUCCGUAUAUAACCGCCUGCCUCCGCGAGACCCUGCGCCUGCAGCCCACUGCGCCGGCUUUCACCGUCACUCCACAAACCGAACAGGGCGAAGUCCUGGGUGGCAAGUACUUCGUUGAGCACGGACAGCCGAUUUCAGUUCUUCUGCAUGGAGUUCACCGUGAUCCAGCCGUGUACGGUGAAGACGCUGAGGAAUGGAAGCCCACCCGGAUGUUCGACGAAAAUUUCAACAAGCUCCCACCCAACUCGUGGAAACCCUUCGGCAAUGGUGCUAGAGGCUGCAUUGGCAGGCCGUUCGCUUGGCAGGAAGCGAUGAUGGUAACCGCGAUGCUUCUACAGUACUUCAACUUUGCGCCGCAGGACCCGGGAUAUGACCUUCAGAUCAAGUCUACGCUCACCAUCAAGCCCCUGGACUUCUUUAUGCGUGCUACGCUUCGCGAGGGCUGGACGGCCACCAAGGUCGAGCAAUCCCUGUCCGGCUCCAUUCGCACUUCAGGCCCUACAAAAGGCGAGCCAGCAACCGCAGCCAAAUCGGACUCUGAGGGCCAACCCAUCACCGUUCUCUACGGGAGCAAUAGCGGCACUUGUGAAGCUUUCGCUCAAACCCUCGCCGCAGACGCAGGCGCCCAUGGAUUCAAGGCCACAGUCGAUACACUGGACUCUGCCAAACAGAACAUGCCUACCAAGCAACCAGUCGUCAUCAUAACUGCCAGCUACGAAGGCCAACCUUGUGACAACGCUGCGCACUUCUACGACUGGCUGCAGAACCUGAAAGAAGGCGAAAAGGUGGAGUCGAGCUACGCAGUCUUUGGCUGUGGUCACUCGGAUUGGAAGCAGACCUUCCACCGUAUUCCCAACAGCAUCGAUGCCCUUCUGAAGCUGCACGGGGGCAAACCAGUCUGCGACCGCGGCAAUGCUGAUGCUGCAAAAGGAGACAUGAUGUCUGACUUCCAGACCUGGGAAGAUGAGAUACUGUGGCCCGCGUUGAGGAAGCAAUUUGGCGGAGCAGAUGGGGAUCAGGCAGCUGAAUCCGCGCUUGGCCAGAGUCUAUCAAUCGCAGUCUCGAGUCAGAGAGCGUCCAGAUUGCGAGCUGACGUAUCUGAGGCCAAAGUAGUGGCUACAAGGACCCUGACAACGCCGGACGUGCCCGAGAAGAGACACAUUGAGCUGCAGCUUCCGACUGAGAUGACCUAUAGAGCCGGCGACUACCUAGCUGUCCUUCCACUGAACCCACAGGAGACUGUUCACCGGGUGAUGCUGAGAUUCCAGCUGCCAUGGGAUGCGGUGCUCACCAUCUCAAGCAAAAGCAGCACUGCCCUUCCCACCGAGUACCCCAUCAGCGCACACAACUUGUUCUCAGCAUACGUAGAACUGGGCCAGCCGGCGACAAAGCGCAGCAUUACAAUGCUCAUCGAGGCUAGCAAAGACGACGAGACCAAGAAGGCCCUCAGACAGAUCUUCGACAGCGACUUCGAUGCCGAGGUUACAGAGAAGCGCGUCUCUCUGCUGGACCUCCUCGAGCGCUAUCCAACGAUCGAGCUGCCGCUUGGAUCGUUCGUGGCCUCCCUGAUCUCAAUGAGAGUGCGGCAGUACAGCAUCUCCUCUUCCCCUCUGGCGGAUCCAAACAAGGUCACCCUGACGUACGCCGUACUCGAGGGCGAGUCCCUAAGCGGACAAGGACGUCAUAUCGGAGUAGCAUCCCACUACCUCUCGCAGCUGCAGCCGGGCGACAUCGUGCACGUGACGGUGAAGCAGAGCAACCAGGCGUUCCACCUGCCUUCCGACGCCGGGAACAUCCCAGUCCUGAUGUGCUGCGCCGGCACGGGUCUCGCACCCUUCAGAGCGUUCAUCCAGGAGCGCGCAGCCCAGAUCGGCGCGGGUAGGAAACUCGCUCCGGCACAUCUCUACGUCGGCUGUCGCCACCCGGAGAAAGACGCGCUGUACGCGGACGACCUGGCAAGGUGGGAGAAGAUGGAGGCUGUGACGGUGCAUCGCGCUUUCAGCCAGGCUCCCGAGAAGAGCAAUGGCUUCAGGCACAUGGACGACGUCAUGCGUGCGGAUGCGGAACUUUUGCACGAUCUUUGGGGGCAAGGCGCAAAGGUGUAUGUUUGUGGCAGCAGAGAGUUGGGCGAUGCGGUAAAGCAGGUUUCUCUCGACAUCGCUAAAGAGGCAAGGCGGAAGCGUGGCGAGGACGCCAGUGAUGAGGUGGUCAACGAUUGGUUUGACAGGAUGAGGAACGAGCGGUAUAGUACGGAUGUUUUUGCGUGA